AUGAAUGAAGCAGGGCUUCGAAGGACUCUCCCUGACCAGUCAUCAGGGAGUGGGCACACUUUUGACACCCCACACCACCAAAGUGUCAUCGACCCCAUCCUAUCAAAGCGAGUUUGCUUUUACAAAAGUGGAGAUCCUCAGUUCAAUGGCCUGCGCAUGGUUAUCAACAACCGCACCUUUAAAACUUUCGAUGCGCUCCUGGACAAUCUUUCUAAAAAGGUUCCCCUGCCAUUUGGGGUGCGGAACAUUACAACUCCGCGGGGGGUUCACGGGAUCCACACUUUAGCUGAACUUGAGGAUGGGAAAUCCUACAUCUGCUCGGACAGCCGUAAAGUCAAACCCAUCAAUCUGGCCCUGGCUCGGAAGAAGCUGCCACCUUGGUACCACGCCAGACCUGUUAGUUCUCGUCGCCAGGUUGUGCAGCAGGCCAGGUUUUUACCCGGCCGUGGCUUGCACAGGCAGGAGUCAGUGGUUAUGCGCACACCAAGGAAGCUUGUGGUCUAUCGUAAUGGAGAUCCCUCCGUUAAACAUACUGUGGUACUUCACAAGAAGACUACACCUAAUUAUGAGUCUAUCCUGGACUACAUCUCAGAGCUGAUGCGGUUCCAUGUGGUUAAACUAUACACUCUUGAUGGCAGACGUGUUGAUGGUCUUCCAGGCUUGAUUUUGAGCUCUGGGGCUGUGGUGGCUGUAGGACGGGAGCUUUUUAGGCCUGCAAUGUACAGUGCACAGAAAUCACCAGUUUCAACAAGACAGCAUUUCAACCCCUCCGGGUUUAGAAGACAGAAGGCAUUGAACCCAGAAACGGAGGGGGAUACCUGCCUUGGUGAUGGGGCUGAAGGGCGGGACUGCUCUCUGCCCAGUGAGGACAACAUUGAGAAGUCCUUUCGGGUGAAUCAGGACGGCAGCAUGACAGUGGAAAUGAAAGUGCGGCUGACGAUUAAGGAGGAAGAAACAGUUCAUUGGACGACCACCCUGACGCGUUCAAGUGUAGCUGAUCUGCUUAAUGCAACCUGUUUACCAGAGCCUGAGGCAGAAAAGAAGAUCUGCUCAUCAAAGUCAAACUCCCGCAACUUACAAAGUCCUGCUGCUUCUAUUGACACCAUCAAGGACAAAACUAAAGACAACAAUGAUGAUGAUGAUGAUCCACCAUCACUGGGCAAUGGUGCUUUCAGUGACAGUAGUCUUGAAGAGGAUGAUAUCAAAAGACACACAGGUGCAGCAUCCCCUAGAAGAAUCCCUACACCAGGAUACAAAAGAUUUAGGAAACAACAAGCUUCUGUUGAAAGCAUCAAAUCUGUAACAGCAGAUGGCAUUGAAGAAGGAACGAUGGGAUCUUAUUCUUACAGUCAGCAGACAGAAACAGGAACAAUGACAGAGCAGUACUGCAUGGUGAAGCAAAGCACCACCCGACCAGUACCCAAGCCACGAACAUUCAACUCUGUUGAUGCCAACAAAUCAGUAGGAAAGACUGAAAUGCUGCAGGAGGAAUCCAGUGGGGAGGAGUUGACUGAAACAGUCUUACACGUUUAUGAACAGCAGACUUGCCAGGAUAAUUUCCAUGCAAAUGUUAGUGCACACGAGGAAGAGCAGCCAGCGGUUCCCUGUAAGAAACUGCAGGUUAUUGUUGAGGAAAGCUUGUCAGGUAAUGAGGAAGAGCAGGAGGAAGAGUCCCUUCAUGAACUUCCAAAGUCUGAGGAGCAAACAAAAAAAAGUAGAGAAUUGGAAGCUUUAAUAGAAGAGCCAGAGGAAGACCAGGUUAGCUCAGAAGAAGACAUUCAUGAUGACAAGCCAAAAAGCAAAAGCCCUCUUCACAGCAGUUUGAUCAUAUCUGACAGUUUAGAGAAAGGUUUGAGGUUUAAUCCAGAUGAUGACAGUGGGAAUGACCACAGCAGCUGUGGGGAACAUGUAGAUGAAGAGCAACUACAGGUAGAAGAUGAACAAAUUAGUAGCUCAAAUGAAGAAGAGUUAAGCUACUAUGAAAAAGAGUCCAGCUCAGAGGAGGACCAAGCCACAUACAUAAAGAAACGCUGUACACAAUAUCAAGACGUUCCAGUGACAACACAACCUGAAAAGGUUGUGGUGGAGCUCAAAGAGCAGUGUGAAGAAAUUAUAACUCAAUCUGUUGCAGAGAGAGUGAUCCUUCUGGAAAAGCAGGCUGCUGAUGCCCAGAAAGCGAAAACAACGCCACAGAGUUUCAGAUGCUUCUCACAAAGAAAGGCCACUCUGGAGUCAGAUGAGGAGGAUACACCCUCUGAAUCUCCAACAUCUGAUGGGGCUCUCUGCACUCGAUCAGCUCCUCAGUCAUCUUUAUCUUUCAGCUAUGACUCCAGUGGCGUCAUAACCACAGAACCUGAAGGCAGCAGGGUCAGAUCCAUCAGGGAGAUGUUCAUGGCAAAGAGCGCUACAGACAUCCAGCAGAGGCGUUUUCCGAGCUCCAACUCAUCAGAGCAGUCUGGAUUAAGGGCAGAGACCUCCGGCAGCGGUGGUUAUCAGUCUCAGACUUCAAGUGAACUGUCUAGCGGUGAAGAUGAUUCAGCACGGAAAUCCAUCACUAAAGGCUUUGUGAGGAGAACAAUUGAACGGCUUUAUGGCAAGAAAGACACAAAUUCUGAGGAACCAAGCGAGAGACCCCCAUCUGAGCCAAACCAGAGAAGAAAAGAGCACUCAAGCAUCUUCUCUCCCUUUUAUGUAGCCCGAUCCAAAGCAAUGUCAGAGAUGUCGUACUUCAACUCCACUAACGCACUGGACGUCUUCAGUGAAGCAACAAGAUGCAUUGCUUUCAAUGCACAAGUGGGGCCUGGAGACAGCGUUCCUAUAGAUAAUGGGCGAUGGCUCCUCAAAGAGAACACACUAAUCAGAAAGUCUGUCUCAGAUCCAGUUGGAAUAAACAAAACUUUUACAAACACUUCUCAAGAUGAAGGAAUAUAUAAAGAUACAGAAGACAACACUUUGCAUUCUCUCUUCAGCACAAAGCCAGAACUGGAAGAAAAGGUUAAGCCAUUACCCAGGAAAUGCACCUACUUCUCUCUACCGCAUGCUAGCGAGUCUGAAGUCUUUCAGGAUGACCUCAGUACCGUCAGCAAGAGCAGCGAGAAAGGGGACAGUGUCACAGAGGCAAAGGAUGAUUCAGAGGACACCAAAACAUGGGAAGAGAGGAAUGGUAUGCUGCCUAGUGUUGGUGCUGCAGACUUUAAGAUAAAGGAUAACAAAGUGCACCCACUAAUAGAGCUCCCCCCUGAUGGUGAGGUUGUGGUGGUGCAGCCUAGGAAAGAUCAAGCCCCUGCAGAUGUCAGGCAGAAGGCCAGUCCCAGCAGCACUUCAGUGAACUGGUCAGCUUUUAACUGCAGCUGA
Messenger RNA from Melanotaenia boesemani (Boeseman's rainbowfish), 3354 nucleotides. Its product is annotated as oxygen-regulated protein 1-like. NCBI's taxonomy places the organism in Eukaryota, Metazoa, Chordata, Actinopteri, Atheriniformes, Melanotaeniidae. The record is from RefSeq and is a predicted model, not a curated record. Gene Ontology annotation, biological process: axoneme assembly; photoreceptor cell development; intracellular signal transduction. Bases 1 to 3354 code for a protein of 1117 amino acids. The transcript is spliced from 5 exons. Gene Ontology annotation, cellular component: axoneme.